AUGAUCGUGCAUGGACUGUCUCGAGCAAACACAGCGACCUCGUUGAGUCCGCGAUAUGUGAACCGCCUUGCAAAGCAGGUGCGAAAGGUGGCGCUUCAGCGCGAUCGUCCCUUCCAAGCAGCACAGCUGCUGGAGAGCUUCACAAGGCUGCAGCACAACCAUGAUGCUAUCCUCUCGAGGCAUAUCUUCAACUUUGCACAGGAGACGCUGUGGAGGUGGGAUGCCUCUGCCGUGACCGCACUCUGCAUGGCCUUGGCGGGCUCAAAGCGAGCAGCUCGACAUCCUUUGGAGACCAUGGAAACGCCUCAAGGUGCAAACGCCUGGGGACGCUUUGCAGGACGUUGCGUGGAGGUAUUGCCCACAGCACAACCUUGGCAGCUGGCACAACUGGCACGUUGUCUUGGCAUUGUUGGGGCACCAAAAGCCCAAGUGGCGCCCUUCUACGAUGCCUUGGAGGAGAGACUGUGCUUUUCCCCUCACCUCAACGAGCUGUUCACUGUGGCAGAUCUCAUUGGACUGAUGAGUGGCUUGGCACGGCAGCGGUCUCCCCUGCGACCGAGUCAAAGCAUGAAGGAUGCCCUGACCCGGUGGCCACUAGAGGAGUAUGUUGGGCGUCAGGUGCAACACUUCGAUCCUCCGUCGCGCUGUGUGGCACUGAACGCGUCGAUGCGUCUUCGCCGCGGUGGGGACACACUCUUCGAACUCCUUGCUGAGCCUUUGCCAUACUCCGAACUCGAAACCGAGCAGGUUGCACUUUUGUUUAGCGCGGCAGCUGCUGCUGCACCUGUGAUUGGCCUGAGUCCAGCACUUCAAAUGUUGCGGAGGGUUUUGCCUCGGUGCCGGGCUCUGGCUUCUUCCCUCCGACCAUGGCAGCUAGCAUACAUCGCUCAAGCUUUGGAUGUUUUGGGGGGAGCUUCGUGGCAAAGAUCGCGGACCGCUGCUGUGGUCAGACAUGACAGAGGCCUCCGAGUUGCUAGAAGAGCUUUGUCAGCGCACUGA
Molecule: messenger RNA, 999 nt
Organism: Durusdinium trenchii
Lineage: Eukaryota; Dinophyceae; Suessiales; Symbiodiniaceae
Source: the annotation of a GenBank genome assembly